ACCCGCGGGUGCGAGACCAGGGAACUGACCCUCUUGCGGAACGGCGUUGGCCAGCUGGGUUUCCAAAUGGACCACGAAGGGUUUGUAACCGAAGUGGAACGCUUCACCUUUGCGGAAAAAGCCGGGCUCCAGCCUGGGGCCCGACUGGUACGGGUGUGCGAAAGACCCUUGCCCGGCCUGACGCCCCCCCAGACUGCUGAACUCCUGCGGACGGCGAAAAAAGUCACGAUCACUGUGGUUCCUCCAGACGAGAACGGAAGGCCUCGAAGGAGUUUCUCCGAGCUCUACCAGAAAUCGCUGCAGGAGAAGCGGAGGAGCGAACCCCCGGUUGGAGACACCGAACUGACCCGGCCAGCCAGCGAAGUGAUCUUCAAACCGGCCACCUUUCAGCUCCUCCAUUCCUUGUCCCUGCAGGAUGGGGCGCCUCACCUCUUGGCUGAAGAGAGGACCGAAUUCUUGCAGAGCCACAGCGACCAAACCCCAGCCCCCUCCGACCCGAUUCCACCCAAAACUUUCUCUCUUACCUCCAAUCCUCCUCCAGACAUAAUCUUGGCAACCACUCCCAAAGCCCUCCCGGAUCGAGAUCUGGACCAUCCGAGAGAGGCGGUAGUGAACCAUCACACGCCUGGCCUGGUAGCUCAGGAGGCCAAAGGCUUUCCGUCUUCUCCACCACCGGGAGAGAAGGCCUUGCCGUCUCUGGAAGCGAGCGACAGCAAUAAGUUUUUGCCCCGGACGCUUUCGCUACGGAAUUCCAUCACCAAAAUUCUCUCUGAUGCUGGGGAAUCCCUGGAAGACGAGUGGGACUCCAUCGCCAAUCUGGCAUCGGCUUGUAACAACAUCCUGGAAGCGCUCUCCCACGAAGGCCAGCAUAUUCUGGAGAAUCGAGAAGGCUCCACGGGGACCCAGAGAUGCGCCAGUCAGCCACAAGCCAUUGAUGAGUCUCAGCACGCCCUCAGCCUGGCCGACAAAGUUUUGUACUUGGAGCUCAAACUGAAGGAGCUGCAGGACGAUCUUCAGAAGGAAAAAGCCGAAAAGGCGGCUCUCCAAGCCGAAAUGCAAACCCUCCAGCAGAACACCAAGCGACUGAAAGAGGCGUCGGAGACGGCCGCGGCCCAACUCAGCCAAGUCACCCAGAUGUUGGGGGGAGGUUCCUCUGGCCCCCACUGCCCGUGAGGAGGAGGGGGGAACACCCUCUGCCCCUCCACGGCCAGCCACCCUCCUUGCUUGGCCCAGCCCUGGACGGCUCCACCCGAUUUUUCCUCCCUCAGGAGGGGGGAGGGAAAAGGGCACCCCCAGGAGAUCCAAGAAUCCGAGGGUGGUUUGUUGCGGGGAAACAAAACCGCCACUCGCAAAGCCUUGCCUCACUCUGGAAGUUCAGCCCUCCCCGUUUUUUUGAGAGGGGAGGGAGGGGGCUGCUGCCUUUCCCCCCCCCCACCCCCCCAAAGGUGGCGCCGGCGGGGGGGUGGUUGGAUAAUUGAACGAGAAAAAGACCCCAACGUGGCUGGUCGGCAUAAAAUUGACAGUUUGGAGUCCCAUUGCUCCACCUCCGCCUCCUCGAAGGGCGCCUGGUUUUUGCCCCGUCCUCAGGUUCAGCUGGGCGUGAAUUUGAACUCGGGUUCGAAGGGCCCCCCCUCCCCAAAAAGGGGAGGUGGGGGGCAGAGAAGAAGGGCCACCUGGGAUUCCAGCCUGCCUUUUCACCUUCUUCCUGGAAGUUGCAAAAUUCAGCCACGGAUAUAUAUAUAUAUUUUUGGGAGGUGGGGUGCAGGGGUCCCUGCUGAGCCCUCCUGGAGAAGAGCCCCCCCCUCCGGGGUCUUCAGUGGGGGGGGGAGAAAGGAGGGCAGGUGGGGCAAAAAAACCCAAUAAAAUGCAAUAAUUGCAAAUGGCUUCCAGGCAGGGGGAGUUAACUCAAGUCUUCUUGGAGUUUAAUCUUCCCUUUCUCCCCUCCAUUCCCACCGCACUGUCUUGGAUGGCACAGCGUGCUUCCGGUUCAAUUUACUGUGAAUUAUUAUUAUUUUUUGAAAGCUGUGAUAGGACUAACCUCCUCCUACCCUCCCAAAUAUAUAUAUAUAUAUCUAUAUAUCUUCUGAGUUGUCCUGUCCGGUCCUUCCUUUCACCUGUACACCUUAACCUGUAGAGGUUCCUGUAGAAUGGGGCGGGGUUUGCUCCUGAUUUCGUCUUCCCAGCAUCGGCCCCCACCCCAAAAUGGUGCUAUCCAGGACUUAGAUUUCCAUUCCUCUUUGUUCCCAUCCCCCAAUCCAAUUGGGAGUGGGGCCACUUUCUGGAGCUCUUCUGUGUCUCUUGUAGUCUGUCCGUCUUUCCUUCCUCCCCUUUUUUUCUCUUCUAUUUAUUUUCCUUUGCCUCCCUUUUCC
This is a messenger RNA of Notechis scutatus (mainland tiger snake), 2369 nucleotides long. The record is from RefSeq and is a predicted model, not a curated record. Lineage: Eukaryota; Metazoa; Chordata; Lepidosauria; Squamata; Elapidae.